Zingiber officinale is the source of this 297-nucleotide messenger RNA. Its product is annotated as SKP1-like protein 1A. Lineage: Eukaryota; Viridiplantae; Streptophyta; Magnoliopsida; Zingiberales; Zingiberaceae. The coding region runs from base 1 to 297 and encodes 98 amino acids. The transcript has 3 exons. The record is from RefSeq and is a predicted model, not a curated record.
AUGGCGAUGGAGACCUCAACACAGGAAUCGCCGAUCAAUCCCAACAUCUUCACGUUUGACCCCCACCUAUCUACGUUCGAAGACAUGGCGAGGAUGAUCACGUUGAGGAGCUCAGACUGUGAGGUGUUCGAGGUGGAGGAGAUAGUGAUAAUGGAGAUCCUCGCCAAGGUGGUUGAGUACUACAAGAAGCACAUUGAUGUUGCCGUCUCCAAGUCCUUGUUCGACGACACCGCUAGAUCUGGGAUCUCUAAUGAGGACCUCAAGUCUUGGGAUGCCAAGUUCGUCAAAGUUGACUAG